Messenger RNA from Pararge aegeria (speckled wood butterfly), 957 nucleotides. RefSeq names its product zinc finger protein 449-like (gene hkb). The coding region runs from base 1 to 957 and encodes 318 amino acids. Gene Ontology annotation, molecular function: DNA-binding transcription factor activity, RNA polymerase II-specific; RNA polymerase II cis-regulatory region sequence-specific DNA binding. The record is from RefSeq and is a predicted model, not a curated record. The transcript has a single exon. NCBI's taxonomy places the organism in Eukaryota, Metazoa, Arthropoda, Insecta, Lepidoptera, Nymphalidae. Gene Ontology annotation, biological process: regulation of transcription by RNA polymerase II.
AUGUUAUCUGUACAACAGAAUUAUUCAAGACUUUUUAGACCUUGGGAUGUGAGUGAAAGAAAGGAUGCGGAAGGGGUUAAUAUUACGAGUGAAAAAGUUGAAUUAAAAGAAACGCAACUGAAAAACAGAAAAGAACAAAAGCGGGAAAAUCGUCUGAGAAAGAUCCGAGGUACUUUUAAGAAGACGGAUAUUAAUAAUUAUCAAGAUGCUACCGUCUCGACAACUACAUUUGAAUGUGAUGAUGAUAAAAAACUUCCAAAAGUUAUUUCGGAUUCACCAGUCGCAAGUUUAAGCCUCUGUUGUGAUAGGUUAUUGCAAGAUCCAGAUAAAGAAGUUAAAGAAGAAAAACCAAAAGAAAAUGUGCCCAAAAAUUCACCUGAAAAUUUAUAUCCACAUAAUAUAAUAUUCCCACAAAACACUGUGUCUUCAAAUUUAUACGGUCAUGGAUUGCUACCUGAAUAUAUGCCGAUGGAUAUAGCUCAGACAUUAGGCGUUCCACCGACGGAUCCCCUGUUACUAGAAUCUUUAGCCCAAGGUUACGCAAUGGAACUAGAAUAUGCGAGAAUACUACAGCAAGAAAACGAGGCUAAGCUACUAAAUGCCAGAAAGCAAAGGCCAAAAAAGUAUAAAUGUCCACAUUGCCAAGUCGGUUUCUCCAACAACGGCCAGUUAAAAGGUCAUAUCAGAAUACACACAGGCGAGCGGCCUUUCAAAUGUGAUGAGAAAAAUUGCGGAAAGACUUUCACGCGUAAUGAGGAACUAACAAGGCAUAGGAGAAUCCAUUCCGGGGUCCGACCGUACCCAUGUCCGACUUGUGGAAAGAAGUUCGGAAGACGGGACCAUUUGAAGAAGCAUACAAGAACACAUUAUCUUCAGGCUGAAAGGAUGAUGCCAGUCUUUGUGCCUUUAUCCGCUAUGCCACAUGUUGGCGGAUUUCCAUAUUUGUAUGGCUAUUAG